UCGUCGCGGUUUGUCGCAAUUUGUCUGAAUUUGUCGUGAGCACAUUGUUUUACGUUGCUUGAUGUAAAAAUAGAUCUUUAAAGAUUGACACAAGCGUUACUAAAAAUCUUAAUAUAAAAUGGUUCUAAGUCCGACUACGAAACAGAGGAUAGUCAUUGUUCUGAAUAUGAGCAAAUUUGUAUUUCAAUGGGGUUUUAUUCCUGCCGUACUCUUUUUAGGAUUCAGCAAAGGUGCUGACCCAGGCAUGCCUGAAUUAACCCUUAUGAACUUAUUAUGGCAGUGAGUCUUUCAUAGGUUUCAUAGGUUUCAUUCCAAAAGAAAUUAUGGAUACCAUUGAUGUUGCAUGGAUACAUUUUAUUUAAGGUUACAAUGUUUCUAAUUAUCAGAAUAAUAGAUUGU
Molecule: messenger RNA, 399 nt
Organism: Trachymyrmex septentrionalis
Lineage: Eukaryota; Metazoa; Arthropoda; Insecta; Hymenoptera; Formicidae
Gene: Tom7
Product: mitochondrial import receptor subunit TOM7 homolog
Exons: 3
Coding region: 119-283 (54 amino acids)
Biological process (GO): protein import into mitochondrial matrix
Cellular component (GO): mitochondrial outer membrane translocase complex
Source: RefSeq, a predicted model, not a curated record